AUGGAUACUAAUCAACUGCAUAGUGGGGCAAUUCAUAAUGGCUCAAAUCAAAUCCAAAUGAUAUCACCACACAAACAUUCUAUUGAUAUAAUUCCUUUUAAGUUGGUCAAUAUGUUAUUUACCUUAUCAGGUACAAAUUUGUUUAAAUUUUCAGCAUUAUCAUUACUACUCAAAGAUUUACAACCUACUAAUCUGUCUAUUAAUAACAAAAAACCAUAUUUAAAAAUUCGUUUUAAUCAUUUACAUUUAUUCAAGUCGCAAAUAUAUAAUUUUUGCUCAAUUCUAAGAAUUUUCUUUGAACAUUCAGAAGAAUUGGAUAAUAUAGAUAUUCUAGAUCAAUUUGAUAAAUUUACAAAGGCAAUAUUAAAUAAUUCAGAAUAUUUAAAGGAUAUUACACUCUGUUUUGGAUAUCCAAAACAGAAUGAGUUACCAGAUGUCUUGAAAACACCUUGUAUUAAAUCUCAUGAUAUACAUACAAUUGACCAUGGUUACUUUGACAAGUUAAAUCAUCAAUUUUAUGAAAACAAAAUUUUAAAGGAUUUUAGUAUAAUAAACAUAGAAAUUUCAUUUGGCAAUAUAUGGAAAAUUGCUGAUUAUAAAAUAGCUGCAAUUGGAAACUGUCAUAAACUAUCUAAUCUUACCAAAUUAACAAUAAAAAACACAAACAUCGAAAGAAUUGAAAAUUUGACCAGUUUAGUUCAUGUAACAAUAUUAGAUUUGCUGGAUAAUGAUAUUUCCGAAAUUACAAGUAUAUCAGAACUAGAAAGAUUAAAAGUUCUUAGAUUGGAAGGAAAUUUAUUUGACAAAGAAACCUGA
Molecule: messenger RNA, 816 nt
Organism: Ascoidea rubescens DSM 1968
Lineage: Eukaryota; Fungi; Ascomycota; Saccharomycetes; Ascoideales; Ascoideaceae
Exons: 4
Coding region: 1-816 (271 amino acids)
Molecular function (GO): protein binding
Source: RefSeq, a predicted model, not a curated record